Messenger RNA from Rhea pennata, 5374 nucleotides. It is a transcript of the gene ZNRF3, whose product is annotated as zinc and ring finger 3. The record is from RefSeq and is a predicted model, not a curated record. Gene Ontology annotation, cellular component: plasma membrane. The transcript is spliced from 9 exons. Gene Ontology annotation, biological process: negative regulation of canonical Wnt signaling pathway; Wnt receptor catabolic process; ubiquitin-dependent protein catabolic process. Gene Ontology annotation, molecular function: ubiquitin protein ligase activity; frizzled binding. Lineage: Eukaryota; Metazoa; Chordata; Aves; Rheiformes; Rheidae. Bases 131 to 2635 code for a protein of 834 amino acids.
GACGGCGUUCGUGGAGGUGGUGCUCUUCGAGUCCAGCCCCAGCGGCGACUACACCACCUACACCACGGGGCUGCAGGGCCGCUUCUCCCGCGCGGGCGCCACGCUGAGCGCCGAGGGCGAGAUCGUGCAGAUGCAUCCACUUGGACUGUGUAAUAGCAACGAUGAAGAAGACCUAUAUGAAUAUGGCUGGGUAGGAGUGGUGAAGCUGGAGCAGCCAGAGUUGGAACCUAAACCAUGCCUCACUGUAUUGGGAAAAGCAAAACGAGCAGUGCAGCGAGGAGCCACAGCAGUCAUCUUUGAUGUUUCUGAAAACCCAGAUGCCAUUGAUCAGCUGAACCAGGGCUCAGAAGACCCCCUGAAGAGACCAGUGGUGUAUGUGAAAGGUGCUGAUGCUGUUAAGCUAAUGAACAUAGUUAACAAGCAGAAAGUGGCACGAGCAAGGAUUCAGCAUCGCGCCCCACGGCAACCCACAGAGUACUUUGAUAUGGGAAUUUUCCUGGCCUUUUUUGUGGUUGUCUCUCUUGUUUGCCUCAUUCUUCUUGUCAAGAUCAAACUGAAACAGCGUCGUAGUCAGAGUUCUAUGAACAGGCUUGCAGUGCAAGCACUGGAAAAAAUGGAAACCAGGAAGUUUAAGUCCAAAAUUAAGGGACACCAGGAAGGUAGCUGUGGAGCACUGGACACACUCAGUAGCAGUUCUACCUCUGACUGUGCUAUCUGCUUGGAGAAGUACAUUGAUGGAGAGGAGCUGCGUGUCAUUCCUUGCACUCACCGAUUUCACAAGAAAUGUGUGGAUCCAUGGCUACUGCAGCAUCAUACUUGCCCUCACUGCCGCCAUAACAUUAUAGAACAGAAGAAGGGAAGUGCAGGUCCAGUCUGUCUGGAACCCACCAACACAGCACGUAGCCGACAGCAGAGGGUGAUUCUACCUGUACACUACCCAGGCCGAGUGCACAGAGCAAACCAGAUUACAGCAUAUCCCACCCGGACAAGUAUGGACCCACGUGGAAACCCUAUCACGGUACUUACAGUUGACCAGCAUGGUGAACAAAGCCUCUACCCAGCCCAGUCCUCAGCCUAUGUCCGAAGUUAUCAGCCAAUUCAUUUGGACCAUGCUUUAAACACGCAUCACUGUAGCCUGGAACAUAGGACUUACUCUCCAGCUCAUACCUUCCGAAGACCCAAAUUCAGUGGACACAACUUUUCCAAAGCAGCAUGCUUUUCCCAGUACGAGACCAUGUAUCAGCACUACUACUUCCAAGGCCUUAGUUACCCUGAGCAAGAUGGACAGCCUCCAGCUGGCAUUUCCUCAAAGGGUCUUUCCCGUGCCUUCCAGCCUGGUAGCAGCAUGCUUUUCCCUCCUGUGGUACAUGUAGUGCCCUCAUCCCAUUUGGAGAGUGGCAGUACCUCCAGCUUUAGCUGCUAUCAUGGUCAUCGUUCAGUGUGCAGUGGAUAUUUGGCUGACUGUCCUGGGAGUGACAGCAGCAGCAGCAGUUCUGGUCAGUGCCACUGCUCCUCUAGUGAUUCCAUGAUUGACUGCACUGAGGUCAGCAACCAGGGGGUUUAUGGGAGCUGUUCCACCUUUCGUAGCUCCUUGAGCAGUGACUAUGACCCUUACAUUUACCGCAGUAAGAGCCCUUGCCGAGUCGGUGAGGUUGGUGGUGCAAACAGGGGUGCAAUUGUUCUCUUGGAGGGCCCCUGUCAGGACGAGCUUCCAGCUCAUGGUCACAGUCUGGUGAGUGCUGAUUGCCGGCCUGUGCCAGCUUCUUCCUCAGGGGACCAACUGUCUAAUUGCAGCAUGGAUAUGAACUAUAGCAGUAAUUCCUCACUAGAGCACAGGGAUCCAAAUGGGACUACCUCAGAGGGAGGACCUGAGGCCACUCCUGGUGCUGCCUUGGAUAUUAAAAGGAACUGGAAGAAUCCAGAGUUAGCAGAGCCACUUAUGGAGCAAGCAUGUUCCUGCUGCUUUGAACUCCAGCACUCUGCCCUGGAGCCUAGCAAUGGGGCAGCUGACCAUAGUGCACUCUUCCUUAGCUCUCCGCUGUGGGGGGCAUGUGGCCCAGGGAUGGAGCCACAGUCAGGGAGCACACAGGGCUUGUACAGUAUUAACUCAGACCACUUGCAUAGGACAGAUGGGGUAAAAUACGAGGGGUUGCCCUGCUGCUUCUAUGAAGAGAAGCAGGUAGCCUGUAGUAGCAACCAUGGCAGUAGAGGUGGUGGCUGCUAUACAGAAGACUAUGCAGUGAAUGUAAAGUACACACUUCCUGAUGACACUCUGCCAAGUUGCUGUAAAGGUGUAUGUGAUCUGGGUCAGCGCAUUCCCAUCAUUCCUGAAGACAGAGACUGUGAGCUGAUCCUACCUGCAAAGUGCCAAGGGACCUACACAGGAGGCUGUAGUUCCUGGGAUGGGACACCUGAGAUAGAUACUUACCUGCAUUGCCAAGGUUUAGCAGAGGUACAGGAUGAAAGGGAUGUAUGUUAUGAGGCAUCAUCUUUCCUGCGGCAGAAUUUCUCUCAGGAGGAGGAAGCCAGAAUGAUCUUUCAUAGUCCUACUUUGAACUCUCAGAAGCUGAUGGUGACCACAACGGCCACAGGUGCUGAAUCUCAUCCUUUGGAGAGAAGCCAAAUCAGUGACUAGAUCUGUCCAGACUGCCACAGGUGGAGAAGUGGAGCUUAUCAGAGACUCCAAAUUCUCUUGGACUUCAAAAUCAUUUAAGCUUUGACAAACACAAAAGUGGUAAUGUGGAGAAGUCCCUCCCCCACUUUCUGUUCCUCUGCAUCCAUAUCAGCCUGAGUGUCUCCUUUCUCUCUUUUGCCUGAAGCUUUCAGGCCUGCAUUGGUGUGCAAAGCCUGUGUGGGGCAUGGUGUAGAGCAUCUCUGAGCUCUAAUGCCAUAUCUAUAUUAAUGACAAAGUGUUAUUUAUAUCUUCUUUUUAGAAGUGACCGUGUUAGCGCUUGCUGAGAGGUAACAUGGUGUAUUAAAUAAGCCAGGCUAUGUGUAGAUGCUGUUAUCUCCUACUUAAAGGAGUCCAGCCUUUGAUAAGCUCAGGGCUACACCUGCCUUAGAAACCAGAUAGCACCUUGAAUUAAAGUAGUCUAGAGGGGUACAGCUGCUGAACAGAUGCUCAGAUACUGACUCUUCCUAGUAGCAAAUCCUAGUAGCCAGUAAGUUAUAUGAGACAGUUGGAGGGAGAUGAAGCAUUGGACUGUAUCCUUCCUUCCCCACCUCCACCAACCUUCUUUCGUGCUGCUCUGAUGAUUUAGCUAGGGAGGGUCUCCUGCCAUUAUGAUUAAUUUUAAGAGUGGGGAUAGGGAAACUGGUAGCUCACCAUUUUCAUUCCCACUUCCUGCUAAAGCAUGGACCUCUGUACCUUCUGACUGGUGAAGAAUGCUGGGGACCCAUCAAAGGGGUAUUGGAAGGAAAUGCUUAGAAAGGGUAAUAGCUUUGUACAUAAUGAAUCUUGCCUUCCAAAGGCAGCUUUUUCAGGCGUUCAGAGCCCUUGUUAUGGUUGCUCCCUGGUGAGAAAUGCUGGCAUAUGCAGGAAAGCAGAGCUUGCAGGGGGCCUCUAGCUUGCCUGGAUCUUUUUGGCAAUAGAGCAGAUGGUGUCUUGUUUCCCCAUAGACUGCAAGCAUGCCUAAUGAAACCAGUGCUUUUCACCUGUUGUGCAUGUGGGAAAGUGAGGACUUGCUUUAGUCAUUGUUUCCUUCUUUGCUGUGGUUGAUAUAGCUUCCAUAGAUCAAUCUGUUCUAAAGGUUUCUUGGGCCCAGCCAGUUGUGCUUCAUUGUGACUUUGUAUACAGAAUGCUUUCUGUACCCCAUUAGUCUGGGCGCAGACUUUUCUUGUUCUUGUACUAGUGGGGAUGUUUGUUAUCAUGAGAUAAUGAAUAUCUCACUUCUGAUAGCAAUUGUUUCCUGUGGAAACAGCAGCUUCUGAGUAAGAGGCUACCAUAGCAUGGUUUAAAUUGCCUGUCAUGCUGCAUGUGCCUGAGGACACAGUAUCAUCCUGUCUGGUGUAUUCACAGCAGGAAUUCUCCUAAAGGGAAACUAAUUAGUUAAUACCCACCGUGUCAAUCUUAUGAAAAGAUUUUUCCAAAGUUCAGUACACUUUGAAGAUAUUUAAAAGAUAUUAAGGAGAGAUGUAUACUCCCCGUUACAUUUUCUACCAAAACACAGUCCUUGAUAGCACUGGACUAAUUGUGAGAAGCAGAAAAGUUAUCGUUUGCUUUAUAGUUCCAAAAGAAAUUCUUCAAAAGAAGGAAGCACCUAAGAAAUAACAUAAACUGUUUGCUUUGAGUAAUCAAUAGCUAAGAGAAAAAUAAAACUCUUUAAAGAAACCCACAUUGGAACUCUAACUACCACGUCAGCUGUUCUGAGAAUUAAUGCAAGAUAAAAUAAAAAUUACAAUAAACACAUUUUCUGUGUAUAAACAUAAAGCUAUUCAUUCACUUAAUGAUUAUAGUGAGUGGUAUGUUUCGGGGAAUAAACUCUAAAGAUUUUUUUUUGGUAGUCUUGCCUUACUGCUCCCUCCUCUCAAAAGAAAUGCAUUUUAGAAGCUGUGGUAUAUUACUGUUGUUUUCCUAUUUGGUGUAUUGUGAGGCACUGUCCAAGGCCACUAAGAUGCAUUGUACUCUGUAACUACACAGCAUGUUGUGGUAAAAUGCAGUUGUAAAAAAGCUAUUUUGAAUGUUCUGGCUUAUGAUUUUCCUGAGCAUACUGGUCUCAUUCACAUGUCGUGGAAAUUUCUGCCAGUACAAUAAUGUCUACAGGCCUUACUAUAAAGAUAUCCUACACCUGUUUUGGUUUUAUAUUCAACAUUUAGUUAAUUCUCUGCUACCUAUAUGUCCAUACAGACUUAUAUGGACAUAUAAUAGAUGGCCAUGAUAGAUGUUUUUAUAACAAAACGCCUUUCUAUAACUUACAUGAACCGUUGUCAUUGUGUUUGGCUCAAGAGGCACUAUUUAAAAUGUUUUUAAUUAAAGUUAUCUUAUAGCACUUAAAAUUGUUUUGUAUAAAAUUUGCUGUAAAAUUUGUAAUAUGGUCAAAGGGCUUUCUCCUUCAUUACCAUUUUUUAAAAUGUUUUAAAAGCUAGAAAACAUCUUGUAUAUAUUCUGUAUAUGUAUAACAGCACAUUUCACUUAUGGAAAUAUGUUCUCAGAAUAUUUAUUUACUAAUAUAUUUAUCUUAAGCCAUGUCCUAUGUUGAGUGUGUGACAUUAUUGUAAUAAUCAUUGAAAAUCACUAACAUGAGGCCCUGUAAAUACAUGAUAAUUGCACACAAAGAUUUUACAGUACUUGCCGACCAAAAAUUAUCUAAGAAAAAUUGUAGUUAUCUGCAGUUUUGUAAGAAAGUGUACAAAUGUCUGUAUAAAAAAAGCAAAA